Molecule: messenger RNA, 1171 nt
Organism: Pomacea canaliculata
Lineage: Eukaryota; Metazoa; Mollusca; Gastropoda; Architaenioglossa; Ampullariidae
Product: mediator of RNA polymerase II transcription subunit 27-like
Exons: 8
Coding region: 36-977 (313 amino acids)
Biological process (GO): regulation of transcription by RNA polymerase II
Cellular component (GO): mediator complex
Molecular function (GO): transcription coactivator activity
Source: RefSeq, a predicted model, not a curated record
UUCAAGUUAGGUAACUCUUGUGGUACAAGAUUAAAAUGGAGAACAAGUUGAAGAUUUCUCAGAGUCAAAUCGAGCAACUCCAGCAAGCACUCAGGCUCACUCAAAAACUUAGAACACAUGUUUGCCAGAUUUUUCGUGAUCUUGGAGAUGGAUUUUCAGAAAUUGAUUUAAGUGAUGACAAACCUGAAAAGCAAAAAGAAGUCUUGAACUCCUUGCGGAACACUUUGGAGACUGUAAACAAUGAUUUGAGUGAUUUAGAAAAGGUCGGACAAAACCUUGUCGCCGCAAAUCCCUCAGCUAACUGUGAUCAUGUCAGCCUUGACCCUAUCCUGGACAGAACUCCUUUGUACUCACAGCUUCUCCACUCAUACAAAUGGACAAACAAGAUGCAUGAGCAUGCAACUGUAGCAUUCAACCUUCUGAGCCAGAAUGCCCUUAAGCGCUCACCACAUCAAAGUCUGGCAGGAGGUGGAAAGCGAGCUAAACGUCUUACAAGCACGGCCAGUGCUGUUCCUCCAGCGGUUGUUGAUUCCCUUGUGGCCACUUUGGAUCGGCAGCAUGCAGACAUGCUCAUUACUGUCUCAAGACCCCUUGGCAGUUGUGCAGUUGUGCAGAUUGUUCUUGGACGUGUAUUGAAGGCUUUAGUGGUACUACGAGGUUUUGUAAUUGAAUGGGUGAAAGUAAAAGGCUACAAUGAAGACUUUACAACAGAAGAUGGAAGGGUUGACAUCUGGUCUACAUCUCGUUACCAGGUGUUCAGAAAGAUAUCAGAUCAUGCAGCUGCUGCCAUGCUUCACUACUAUGCUCCAUACAUGCCAGAUAUUGGAAUUCGGUCUUUUGCACUCUGGCUUCAAGGAUACUCCAAUCUCUUCUCUGCCCCAUGCCAUAAAUGUGGGAAGUUCUUGCAGAAUGCCAUGCCUCCAACUUGGAGGGAUUUCAGAACUCGUGAUCCCUACCAUGACGGUUGUCGGCAGUGAAAGUUUACCAUAAAUAAUUCUUAUCAUUUGUGUGGCAAGCAGAGAGAGAGAGAAAAAGGUGGAUGGUGGGAGAAUGUGUAGAUAUGUGCAUGCAAGGCUCUCACUUGACCACAAUGAAUUGAAAUGAAGGAGGCUGAAAUGUAUAAAUUGUAUUCUGUAUAUAUAUAUAGUUUAAAUAGAAGAGUUGCACUGUA